Serpula lacrymans var. lacrymans S7.9 is the source of this 1185-nucleotide messenger RNA. RefSeq lists its product as uncharacterized. Gene Ontology annotation, cellular component: nuclear pore outer ring. The record is from RefSeq and is a predicted model, not a curated record. Bases 4 to 1137 code for a protein of 377 amino acids. Gene Ontology annotation, molecular function: protein binding. NCBI's taxonomy places the organism in Eukaryota, Fungi, Basidiomycota, Agaricomycetes, Boletales, Serpulaceae. The transcript is spliced from 6 exons.
ACGAUGGAACUGGAAAGUAUCUUUCGACACAACCAUGGCAGCGAAAUAUAUGUCGUACGAGCGUUUUACAACGGAAAUGAUGCAAGUCUUGUGGCCAUAGGAGGAGAACAUUCCGUGCAGGUGCUACAUCUAACUGCAUCAUCCCUGCAGACCAUAGCGUGGUUCUACAUCGGUUCUCGCAUCACCGCAAUAGCUUGGUCGCCCAAGACCGUAUCUCCCAACUCCAGUGACGAAUGGACGCUCGAGCUCACCGCAGCCAGCGCAGAUUUCGGCCUCCACGCGCUCACAAAGUCCUUUACCUCCGAUGAGACCGCCUUCCCUUUCGGCGGCGGACUGAGUGGCCAUCACGGUACAGUCAACGACAUGUGCUUCUGCGGCGGUCGAGAACAGGAUAGUGCUCGCUAUGUAGCCACCGUCUCUGACGAUAAGAUGUUGAUGGUAUGGGAUCUACAUCCAACCCUCAACAUCUCCUCCAGCUCAUCUUCUCCUGACGUCUCGUCCGCAUGGUCCCAACCUCCUCGGCCUCAACCUACCGCAUACGUGAUCUCUUUCCCUCAUCCCCUGAUGACCGUCAGCUCUCACCCAUCCACCAGCAAAGAAUUCCUCGUCUCAGAUUGCCGCGGGUCCAUAUUCUUAAUCGACUGGCGAUCCGACCCUGAGCAACGGAGACAGGGAAGCUGGAGACACCUAAGCUCCAUCGAGCUAAUCGAGCCUCGCAGCCUAUCCAACUCUGCAACCGGCCUCUCCUCACAAUGGACAGGCUGUUCCUCUUGGCGAAGGGACGACGCCGAUAUAUUUGGAGCCACCUACGGGUCAAAUAUGUCGAUCUGGAAUUUACCUAGCAUUCAGGGCGGACGGCCUUCACUGUCAGGUACUAGCUUUCGAGAAGAAAUUCACCGGUUUCGGUGGUGCCCAACUAAUCCGUCUUGCUUCGCUGUUGCUGCCCGAUCAUCGGGGAAAGGCGCUGUUAUUUUUGUUCACAACUCAAAUUACGUCCAUGCUCAUCCCCUCGUUAUCAACGUCGCAUCUCGCCCCAACACUGUUCGAGAUUUCGACUUCUUAACUUUUCCUGGACAGGUUCUUCUAUCAGUUGCUAUGGGUGCAGAACUUCUCGUCUAUCCAGUUCAAACAGAAUAAGGCCAUAUAUUCUUUACCUAUGAUAUACAACUUGACUAUAAAAUUUUU